This is a messenger RNA of Mercenaria mercenaria, 2731 nucleotides long. Its product is annotated as kelch-like protein 10. Bases 7 to 1917 code for a protein of 636 amino acids. The record is from RefSeq and is a predicted model, not a curated record. Lineage: Eukaryota; Metazoa; Mollusca; Bivalvia; Venerida; Veneridae. The transcript has 4 exons. Gene Ontology annotation, molecular function: protein binding.
GACGUCAUGGCGACAAAAACAUUUCAAAGAAAAAUGGAGGCUUCACCAUUUGCUAAAGAUGAACUGGAAUUUCGUCGGAAUUUGGCUUCAAUGCGCGAAACCGGAACAUUCUGUGAUGCGACCAUCUGCAUACCAGGGGAGAAGAAAAAGUUCCCUGUACAUAGAGCAGUAAUGUCAAGCUGCAGCGAGUUCUUUCGUUCGCUUUUCACAAAUGGUCUUCAAGAAACGUUACAGCACGAAGUGAAAAUUCACGACGUUACUAUGAAAGCAAUGGAAGUAAUUAUUGAUUAUGCGUACACAAAAGAGGUUAUCAUAACUUCAGACAAUGCCGAAGAAAUAUUUGCAGCUGCAGAUCGUUUUAACGUACUUGGUCUGCUACAAGAGUGUAUAGACUUUUUCUCUACAGAAAUUUCACCAGAAAAUUGCAUAGGCUUCCUUCGCUUUGCAAGGUAUUACAACAACAUAGACCUUAAAGGCAUAUGUUGGGCUUACAUUACACAACAUUUCAAUGAUAUUGUUGAAAAAAGUCAGGAGUAUGUGCAUCUCGAUACAGACGAACUCGGAGAAAUUAUUGCAGACGACAGGUUGAAUGUGAAGGUAGAAGAUGAAGUGUAUGAUGCCGUUAUGAAAUGGGUUGAGUUUUCAUUUAGAGAAAGGAAAGAACAUUUUAAAACUCUUCUCGACCGUGUUAGAUUUCCAUACGUAACAGAAGAGUGUUUCAAAGACAAAAUUGUCAAUCGUCGUGAUUUAAAACGUGGUCCUUGUUGGGACAGAAUUUCUCUUUCAUAUAACCUUGUCAAGAAGUUCCGUUCAUCAAAAGAUCCAACAUUAAAAUCGCGGACAAAAGAUCUCGCGAGAUGGAUAAAACCGAGAAUACCAAGCAGCAUCAUAUUUGUAUUAGGUGGAUGGGCAAAAGAUGGCGUGACCGAUUCGGUAGAAACAUACGACAGAAAUACCGACCAAUGGUUUGAAACUCACGAAUGUGAACUUCCCCAACCAAGAGCGUAUCACGGGACAAUUACAUUACGCGAUAACGUUUACGUUGUAGGUGGUUUCAAUGGGUCGCAAUAUCUAAAUAGUGUGAUUUGUUUCAAUGCUUCCAAUAAGAGAUGGGAGGAGCGAGCACCUAUGUAUCAAUCUAGGUGUUACGUCAGUGUGGUAGAAAUUGAUGGUGUUAUUUACGUAUGCGGAGGCUAUGAUGGAAGACACAGACACAGCUCAGCGGAAAAAUAUAACAAGGAAACUAACCAGUGGUCUAUGAUUACACCUAUGUACUAUCAGAGAAGUGACGCCGGGGCUACAAACCACAAAGGGAAGAUGUAUGUUGCCGGGGGCUUUGAUGGUCAAACCUGCCUGUUCUCUGCAGAAGUCUACGAUCCUCGAGUUGACCAAUGGUCGGUGCUGGAACGCAUGUCCACUCGCCGGAGCGGGGUCAGUCUAGUAUCGUGUGAUGAUAAAGUUUACGCCAUCGGAGGAUAUGACGGAUCCAGAAGGCUAGAGACAGUCGAGUACUAUGAGCCUCCCCAAAGACAUUGGUAUUCGUCGAAAAGUAUGAUCCUUGGGCGGAGCAACUUCUCAAGUGUCGUCAUGGACGGCCUGGUCUACGUCAUGGGCGGAUAUGACGGGGAAAAGACAUCGCCGGAAGUCGAAUGUUUCAAUCCUGAUAAGAAGACAUGGUACGCAAUGAGCGACAUGAACAUUGGGCGAAGUGCUGUUAGCGCUUGCGCAGUGAGGGACAUUUACAACGCUCGUGACUUCAGUUUUCACGGUAAUGCAAACAUGUGUUCUACAUUGGAAACAAAACUGAAAACGCCAACAAAAGCAGCAGAAAACGUUGAAUUUGCGAGCAGGUUCUCGAAGUGGAGGAAGUCGCCUCACUGUAACAAACUCAGAGAUUCAUUUGAAACGAUGAUUUAAAUAUUUUAUCUCUUAGGUGAGCAGAAACUCCGAUUUAAACCAUUUUCCUAUUGAGCUGUUAACUGACUAGACAUUAAAGGAAUAUUAGUUUUUUUACUUAGGCUAAGACUAAAAACCCAAUUUCAUUUUAGUUUUGACCAGAAAUCGCACGGAACUCUUUUUAAACCGUAUUGGUACAAACUUUUACUUGAUUAUAAAGAGCUGAUACUGAAUAUCAAAAUUAAGAAAAGUAAAAUCACUACUACAAAAGGUCAUUGAGCAACCUGAUCAUACCCGAUAUGCAACCACGCAUGGUACGAGUCUGAAAUUAGACAAACUACAACUAGGUGUAUCUUUAAAAUCCACUAACUGGUUUUUCCGAUCUUUAAGGUAGUGAACUCGUAACGACACUCGGCAAAUUCCGUAUUCUCCGUAUGCUGUUACGGCAUUCUUCGUUUUUUUUACGGAAAGCUAAGUGCGCGCUGGUCUUAAGUUACAUCUAAAAAAUGCCAAACGACCUUCCGAGAAUACGUGACCACACGGAAAUUACCGAGUAUCAAUACAGGUACACUUCCUUAAAUUAGUCAGACAGGACACAUUUUCGCAUUUAUAACCAUCUCCAAAACAUCUAUAAGCAUGCAAUGUGAAAUUCUUACAUAUACCGCUAUGCAAAACUAAAUUUAAAUUUUGUCUUUUGGUACGUAAUAAUACUUGUCAAAUCAUGACAAACACUUCUUUUUAAGCUUUAAGUGCUUUAUUGAACACUAUAUUUUGCAUUUGCAUAUAAAAUUGUAAAAGCAAUGAAAUAUAUAGAAAAUAAAAUAUUAUUUUACAG